Messenger RNA from Drosophila willistoni, 1498 nucleotides. RefSeq names its product glutamate transporter polyphemus. Gene Ontology annotation, biological process: amino acid transmembrane transport. NCBI's taxonomy places the organism in Eukaryota, Metazoa, Arthropoda, Insecta, Diptera, Drosophilidae. The transcript has 7 exons. Gene Ontology annotation, molecular function: amino acid transmembrane transporter activity. Gene Ontology annotation, cellular component: vacuolar membrane. Bases 120 to 1493 code for a protein of 457 amino acids. The record is from RefSeq and is a predicted model, not a curated record.
AUAAAAGACACACAGCAUACACACACACACACACAGACACAUUCGAGACUAACUUGAAAUUAAUGUCAAAAUUGUAGAAAAACAAUUGUGUGGGUCUUUUUUGUUGUUGUUUUUGGCGAAUGGGUAUGGCAUCUCCUGGACGGCAGGACAAUGUGCAACAUGAACCGCAGCUGACUGAGGCUCAGGCCUCGAAGCAUUCGCUUUAUAUAUACAAUCCUUAUGAGAAACGUACCAUCGAAGUGCCAUUGACUAACUUUGAUGCUUUCGUUUCGCUGCUUAAAUGUGUAAUUGGUACUGGAAUAUUGGCCAUGCCAUUGGCAUAUCGUAAUGCGGGAAUCGCUGUGGGUACCGUCAUGUCCAUAUUGCUAAUGAUCCUGCUGACCUAUUCCAUACAUUUGCUGAUCUCUGGCAUGACGGAAUGUUGCCGACGUCGUAAAGUUCCUCAGGUCUCGAUGCCAGAAGCCGUUCAAAUUGCCUACGAAGUGGGUCCAAAUUGUGUACGUUGCUUUGGCUAUGUCGCUGGUCUGUUUACUAGUUGUAUUCUGGUAAUUGGGCAAUUUGGUUUAUGUACCAUUUAUUUGGUAUUUGUGGCUAAGAAUUUUAAGGAAAUCGGUGAUCAUUAUUGGCAGGAUUUUAAUGAACGCUAUUAUGUGCUUGUGGCUUGCAUUUUAUUAUUGCCCAUCUUUAUGAUAAGACGUUUAAAGUAUUUGGUCCCCUUGAAUUUGGCCUCGAAUUGUCUACUCUAUGUGGGUUUCGCAGUCAUUAUGUAUUAUCUCUUUCGUGGCUUACCCGAUCCGAGUACAAGACAUCUAGCCAAAGAGCCAGAGAAUUGGAUUAUAUUCUUUGGCAUAGCUGCCUUCUCCCUGACAGCCGUGGGAUCGAUGAUUGUGGUGGAGGCCAAUAUGGCUCAACCACAGAGCUAUUUGGGCUUUUGUGGUGUCCUCAAUUUGGCUGUAUUCUUCAUAUUGCUAUCGAAUACCUUUUUCGGCAUCAUGGGCUAUUGGCGUUAUGGUGAUAGAGUCGAGGCCAGCAUUACCCUCAAUAUACCCAGAAAUGAAAUACUCUCACAGUUUGUAAAAAUUGUGAUUGCAUUGGGAAUAUUUCUGAGUUAUCCGCUAAAUGGCUUUGUAGUCAUGACUGUGAUCUUUAGUGAUUAUGCAUCUGGCACAGAACACAGUAAAUGUCAUCAUCUCUGCGAGUACAUAGUGCGCAUUUGCUUUUUGGGUCUAACAGGUCUGGUGGCUAUUGGUGUACCCAAUUUGGCGGCCUUAACCGAACUGGAGGGGGCCUUCUCUUUGAGUAAUCUGAAUUUACUAUGUCCGGCCCUCAUUGAUUUGUUUCUCAAUUAUAGCACUGGCUAUGGCAAAUUCAAAUGGAAAUUGAUACGCGAUAUAGUGUUAAUAGUGAUUGGCAUUAUAUUUGGAACCGUCGGCUGCGGUGUGGCCGUAAAGCAGCUAAUUGAUGACUUUAGGCAGACAAUAAAGGAUAUUUAAACGAA